AUGGGUGUGAAGGAUAAUGGAAUUUUGCAAACGGUAACGGGGUGGCCCGCUAUUCGUUUGGGUUUGGAGUGCAUUUAUCUCGGCUUGUGGCAGCUACUUCAACUUGCAAUCAGAAGGUUAUGGAAAGGACGGCGCAGAAAACUAUCCCCUAGUGCUUCUCCUGUAGAACUUAGAGUGGAUUCGUCCAUAGGUAGACAUUGUUACAUAAAAAUUAUGGGAGUGAAAUAUCACUACGUAGAAACCGGAACAAAAUCUGGACAAUUGAUUUUGAUCCUGGGAGAUGCUCCAGAUACGGCUAACUUGUGGGUGCCGUCGUGGUCUUCGGCGGUUCGACGAAUGGCUGAAAAUGACUACCACAUUGUCACACUCGAUCUUCGCGGGUCUGGGGGGAGCGAAGGCGGCAGCCGGCGAGAUCUAACUCCACCUAAGGCUGUAGAGGAGUUGACCGCUUUAUUAAAAGCGCUGGGAGUGUCUGAGAGCCAUCCUGCAAUUGUUAUCGGGUUUGGAAUCGGGGGACUACUUACUUGGUACUUAGGACAUUGCCACGGAUCGAUGGUGAGCAAGUUCAUAGUGGCCGGAGCACCGCACCCCAAUCUUUACUGGCAACACCCACCGUCUCCUUUCUGCCUUGGCUCCCUGCAUUUCAUUCAGUGGCCUCACUUCCCGGAACGAUGGCUUGCGGAGAGCGAGACUCGGGGCGACACGAAAUGGGCGAGUUCCCGCGCGAGGGACUGGAGCGGAGCUCUCAACUACGUACGAGGAGCCGCCUGGUAUCGCGUCCACCCCGAGCACAAAGUGCAAGCGCGCGGUUUGCUGAUCGGGACUAAAGACAGUGCCGCGCAGCUCGUAGCCAGUGCUCAGUACUGCGCUAGUCCAGCGCUCAGGCUGGUCGCGAAGCCGGAGCCGGCUGAUAAGGAUAUACCACCUCUCGUCCUAGAUUUUAUAAUAGGCAAAAAGAAGCAAGUCGAAGAGAUCCCGCGCGGUCUCGUCACGCGAAUGUUGGGUGCCGUGGCCGACCGGGGAAGAGAACUCACCGCCCGUCUAGCUCUCCCGGCGAACGCCUGA
Messenger RNA from Leptosia nina, 1065 nucleotides. The record is from the annotation of a GenBank genome assembly. NCBI's taxonomy places the organism in Eukaryota, Metazoa, Arthropoda, Insecta, Lepidoptera, Pieridae.